UUGUCAUUCACUAAGAAACAAGUAGAGAGGAUUCUUCUCAUAAGAAACAGGUAGAGGAUUCUCCGCCCUACAUACACCAUCUCUGCCUCAAAUAAAAGUUAAAACACAGCGUAAUACGAUAAGGUUCGUUGCAGCAGCAGAAUUAAGCAGUCGCCAGUGGAGGCUUUCCUUGUCAUCUGGGUCGGGUCAUACUAGAUGAGGAAAGGCCCAAACCCGAGUCCAUAUCCAAUCAUUAACCCUUUUCUUUGGGGAAUGGUUGGGAGGGAACGAAAAUUAGUGUCGGCUCUCGGGUUCGCUGCUCCAAAAACGCAAUAGAAAUCUCCCUCUCUCCCUCUCUCUCUCUCUCUCUCUCUGCAUAUAUAUACGAAAACUUUGCAAACGAACUCUCAUCACUCUCUCCAUCCUUUUCCUUUGGCUACCAUUGCAUCACUCCUCCAACCCAUCAAUUUCGAUCUUUCAUUUCAGGCAGAUGGCUGGUGCAAGAUUAGGCCAAUGGUUGUCUGUUCUAGUAUGUGCAGUCAUGCUGCUGAAAGCAGCCGCAUUACCUGUGGGAAUAACUUACGUUCAUAGUGCGGUUGCCAAAGGAGCCGUUUGCUUGGAUGGGAGUCCCCCAGCUUACCACCUUGAUAAGGGAUAUGGUUCAGGAAUUAACAAUUGGUUGGUUCACAUUGAGGGAGGAGGAUGGUGUAACAAUAUCACAACUUGUCUUGUCCGUAAAAACAACCGUUUAGGUUCAUCUAAGAAAAUGCUCAAGGAAAUUGCAUUUUCUGGGAUUCUGAACAGCAGGCAUAUAUUUAAUCCGGACUUUUACAACUGGAAUAGAGUCAAAGUUAGGUAUUGCGACGGGGCAUCAUUCACUGGUGAUGUUGCAGCUGUAAACCUAGCUACCGGUCUUUUCUUCAGAGGAGCAAGGAUUUUUCGUGCAGUCAUUGAAGAACUAUUAGCAAAAGGAAUGGGGAAGGCUAAAAACGCUAUUCUCUCUGGUUGUUCUGCUGGUGGAUUGGCGUCCAUUCUUCACUGUGACAACUUCCAUGCCCUCUUACCUGUUGGAGCUAAAGUGAAAUGCGUUUCAGACGCUGGUUACUUCAUUAAUGCGAAGGAUGUUUCUGGAGCACGACAUGUUGAACAGUUUUUUAGUCAAGUGGUUGCAACACAUGGUUCGGCGAAGAAUUUGCCUCCAUCUUGCACUUCAAAAUUGAGUCCAGGUUUGUGCUUUUUCCCGCAAUAUUUUGCCUCACAAAUCCGGACGCCAAUGUUCUAUGUAAAUGCAGCCUACGAUUCAUGGCAGAUAAAGAACAUCUUGGCACCUGGAGUUGCCGAUCCCCAUGGGACUUGGCAAAACUGCAAGCUUGACAUAACGCAUUGUAAACCCACUCAACUCAAAACCAUGCAAGAUUUCAGGGCGCAGUUUUUAAGUGCAAUUGGUGGUGUGAGCGGCUCUCGAUCAAAAGGAAUGUUCAUAGACUCUUGCUAUGCACACUGCCAAACUGAACUGCAGGAGACAUGGUUAAUGCCCGACUCUCCAGUACUGAACAAGACGACGAUUGCAAAGGCAGUUGGAGACUGGUUCUACGACCGAACUCCCUUUCAAAAGAUUGAUUGUCCUUACCCUUGCAAUCCCACUUGCCAUAACCGUAACUUUGAUCCAAAUCACCACCAACACAGUAAUUUCGCCAAAAUGUCGAGAAAGAAGGAAUUUCCAUGGCCGCUCCUGAUUUUCGUGCACCUCCUUGGCUUUCCAAAUUUCCAUGGCUGCUGCUGGUCGUCGUUCGAUUUUGGUGUAUGAGCAUAAAUUGGUAGUUAAUUGUAGUGUAUGAGCAUGAAUUGAUUGUUUCCAUUGAAUGGAAUGUAGGUCAUAGAAUUUAGCUAGCUGAUGUUAAAUUAUAUGAACCAAAUGGUUGUUUAAGUGGUUAGUUGAAAAAAGAUAAAAACUUGGAGGGUUUACAGUUUUUUCAAGGGGAAUUGUUGAGAUAUGCAGAAAUUGGAAUUGGGUCA
Molecule: messenger RNA, 1995 nt
Organism: Malus domestica (apple)
Lineage: Eukaryota; Viridiplantae; Streptophyta; Magnoliopsida; Rosales; Rosaceae
Product: pectin acetylesterase 8
Biological process (GO): cell wall organization
Cellular component (GO): plant-type cell wall
Molecular function (GO): pectin acetylesterase activity
Source: RefSeq, a predicted model, not a curated record